UGCUGCUUUAAAAGUCAGUUGAAUAAUUCAGUUUAAGGCUUUCUGACCCGAAUUUACUCCCGUAAAACUGGAAGUGUACACCUAGGAGGACAUCUGGAGAUGGCUCGACUAAUGGCCUUGAUCAUGGCGGUGUUGCUUCACUCGGUACUGGGCAUCUCGUACUACUACUACUUUCGCGAAUCUCCCGGCUCCGCUGCUCCUCUCUUGGGCGCCUGGCUCUUUUCCGCCUGCGUGGUGACCCUUCUUCACGGGGUGAGGAUGUUUUCAAGUGCCCUGCCCGCCGAUCAGCGGUUCAGGAAUGGGAAUCGAAACCUUCGCGGCAAUGAGUCGUCCUGGGCAUCGCUCUUACUGGAGACAGGCGUCUGCUGUUUGGUGCUGGAUCUGACCCUUAGCAAACUGUGGCAUCGCAUAGAGUCCCUCUGCCAGUGCGCCAUUGUGGGCAUACUCCAGGCCUUGGCCGUCGAGGAGCAAACCUUCCUGGUCUGCGAGUACUGGACUUUGGGCCUGACUACCGGCCUGAUCGGCGCAUGUCUUCUGUGGCUUUCCCUAUGGGCCACCGCGUUGCCCCAGAAGCUCCGCUGCGGGAUGCUCGACUGGCGUCGCACCCUUCAUCGCCGCUGCUCCGCGCUGAUCUUCGGAAGUCUCGAGCCCGGCACUCCAAUGCAGACCCAAUCCCAGGGAAGCGCACAGAGCUUUGCCAAUUGAGACGGAGGGGUGACCAUUCCACUUCCACAGCCAUAUCACACUACCUCAGUCAAUAGCUAAAUUUAUGGUUCAAAUUAUACUAAAAGCGUUUUAAUAGGCACAGUGGGACACAACGGGCUGCAUCAUAAAUUGAAUUAUGAAUAACCAUAAUAGUAAAUUUCGAUUCAAAGCGUAGUUUCUUUUAGCUUCUUUAAGAAAAAAAUAAACUCAAAAAUCGAACAUAUAUUAAAUCGCAAGACCACUUUCUGACCGAAUCCAUGAAGCCAAUUUGAAGCGGACAACUACCGGCCAAACUGCCAACCACUGGGGGCUGUCAUCCCCCCGAAAAAGACUUGUAAACUCGUUAGCCGUAGCCGUACCCAUAUGCAAUGCGGAAGAGGACCGAUCCGAGAUCCAAAAGCGACACGCCCCCAAACAACCGAUUCGGUUUCGGUUUCGGAUUCGGAAGACGGAACCCAGCGGCUCAAAGUAAAGCAAAGCAAGUCGAUCGAAAGCGAAAACGAAACCAUUACUCUGAUGCGCGAUCGAUGGCUGUAAACUUGAACUUGAAGCGUAGCCAAAAGCGAUGGACACCACGACGGCAAACAGCAACUGGCAACUAGCAAAUAGCAACUGGCAACUAGCAACUUGCAACUUGCAACUAGCGACAUGCAAGAGCCUGGCACACGCAACAAUGCCGCUG
Molecule: messenger RNA, 1387 nt
Organism: Drosophila melanogaster (fruit fly)
Lineage: Eukaryota; Metazoa; Arthropoda; Insecta; Diptera; Drosophilidae
Exons: 1
Coding region: 100-705 (201 amino acids)
Source: RefSeq, marked reviewed